Molecule: messenger RNA, 390 nt
Organism: Spodoptera exigua (beet armyworm)
Lineage: Eukaryota; Metazoa; Arthropoda; Insecta; Lepidoptera; Noctuidae
Source: the annotation of a GenBank genome assembly
AUGGGUCGGCUCGACCGGAGUGAUACUAUGGCCUCACAGAAAACCGGCGUGAAACAACGAGUGAGGCGGAUGGGCGUCACCAAGCAACCAAAAUCCAGUCGUCUCGACCCUCCCCUGAAAUCGCCGCAGGUGACUUACGUGCGAGUGUUCUUAGACAUGUUUGACGAAUAUCGGUUGAGCUGUUUAGAAGUUAUGGGGGGUGCAGACGGCAGUAUGACAGUAGCUCGCGGCGAUGGUUCCCCCGAGCGGCUGGGCGGUGCGCUCCGUCGCCUCCACUACAAGGCGACGAGGCGCGCGCACUCCGCCGCAGCCAGGCAUCACAACUCCAACACAACACCGCCAAAGGCUAAUGAUGGUGCUGAUAAUAUAUCAGCACCAUCAUUAGCCUGA